Molecule: messenger RNA, 1614 nt
Organism: Cetraspora pellucida
Lineage: Eukaryota; Fungi; Glomeromycota; Glomeromycetes; Diversisporales; Gigasporaceae
Source: the annotation of a GenBank genome assembly
AUGGAUUCCACCAACAGUGACGCCAAUACGGACGCUAGCGUCGACAACUCUCAGAGAGAUAAGAAUAGUAGUGCUAGUGAACAUUGUGUCCCAAAAUCUGAGCCAUCGGCUUCUUCUACCACACUUCCAACCUCUCCUGCCUCCCCUACUAUAACUCCUCUAGUUACCUCCCCGCAAAAUGAGCAGUCGCUUAUUUCUGCACCAGUUCUUACCUCUUCACCACCUUCCACCUUACAGUCUAAUUCUACUACAAAUAAUUUGACGACAACAACACACAAAACGCAGGCCGCCUUUGUGAACAAAUUGUACACAAUGGUGGAAGAUCAAUCAAUACAACAUUUGAUUUCCUGGGCUCCUUCCGGUGACGUUUUUAGCGUAUCCAAUCCUACCGAAUUUUCAAAAACGGUCCUGCCACAAUAUUUUAAACAUAAUAAUUGGCAAAGUUUUGUGAGGCAAUUAAACAUGAAUGAUAUGUUUCACGCGAAUCCAACAAGUGAAAGUCAAGCUUGGGAAUUCAAACAUCCUGAAUUUCGUCGAGGACAACUUGCUGCUUUACAAAAUAUUAAACGCAAAAGCUCAAAACAUCAUUCUAUUCCAAUUAAUCCUGGGAAAGGGGGUUUACCCGGUGCAGAUCCCGGUUUGCCUUUAGACAUAACUGCUGAUGCUAUGCGCGAUGAAAGAAUUGAAUGCUUGACAAAUCAAAUGUCAGAUAUUGCGGAAAGAAUGCGUCAAAUGAAUGAAAAUUUUAGUCUCCUUUAUGCUGAAACUGUUUCGUGUCGAAUGCAACAGUCAAAGCACGAAAAGGUAAUUACUGAUAUUGCAAAUUUUCUUUCAUCAACAUUCCGAGAAGUGGAUUGCAUACAAGCUGAAAUCGCAAAAUUUGGCCAACAUGAUGUACCUCCUACAUCUUACCCUUCUAUGAUGCCAUAUCAUCCAUCUAACUAUCAUAGAGAAGGAAUACAUCAAGGUCGAUCAAUGUCCACCCCACAGCCUAUGGUCGGAGUUGAAUCUUCUUCCCCUUAUCAUCCUUCGCAAGUAUCGGAUGUUGAUUACCGUUCAUCAUCAUUCUCAGAUUCACACAGAUCGUCUAAAAUUCCUUCACAAAGUCCUUUGUCCAUUUUACCAGAAAUUCCUUUUUCUCCCUUUCGCUCUGGUCCUAGUUAUAUUCGGCAUCGCUCCCUUGAACCGGCAAAUCUUAGUAGAACUCUAUCUCCGGAUGCCUCUUACAGACCUUCAAAACCACCCACAAAUUCACAUAAUCCGCAAUCUUCAUCUCAGUAUGUUCUUCAUACUCCACAUCGUUCAUCAACACUUCCGACUCUUACACAACCUGUUAAUUCAUCGAAUCGACGGGCAUCACAUCCGAAUACUUCUUUAAGUUUUGGUUCUGAUAGUAAUCUAUUGAAUCCUCCUGAAAACAAUAGAUACGAAAAAGAUGAUGACACUGCCAAAUCACAAAGGAUUCCUUUAUCUUCAUCUCCUCCAUCAACUUCCUAUACCAAUUCUGAAAAUCCGGUUGUUGCUAAUUCCACGACAAGACAAAGAUCUCCUCCAUUACCCGAUCCACCAGAUAAUGAUGUGGAAUAUAAUAAUAAACGUUGUAAAAGAAAUUAA